Messenger RNA from Onychostoma macrolepis, 1967 nucleotides. RefSeq names its product centromere protein L (gene cenpl). The coding region runs from base 7 to 1140 and encodes 377 amino acids. NCBI's taxonomy places the organism in Eukaryota, Metazoa, Chordata, Actinopteri, Cypriniformes, Cyprinidae. The record is from RefSeq and is a predicted model, not a curated record. The transcript has 5 exons.
UGCACGAUGGGAAAGCGGGAUGUUCAAAUCCUCUUCCUGCUUUUUUUUUUUUUUUGGCUCGGUGUGUUUUUGUUCAUCAUGGAGGGGAGAGGCAGUGCCGUCAACACUCCCGCCAGCAGACCUGUUACUCGUAGGAGCAAAAGUUAUGGUCGGAGCUGUGUGGAAGCACCCUCAUAUUUCUGGCAAACACCAGGACAUUUAACAGUCUUGAAGAUCCCAACCAGUAGAGAGGCUGCCAAAUCACAACUCAUCACUAAUAAGGUUGACCCUGAGCAUAUCGCUCUUCUGGUGAAAAAUGAGUGGAAGCUUUCUUACGUCACCCCUUUGCAUCACUUCAGACAUACACAGCUGAAAUCAUAUUCCAAACAUCUCGCAGCCUUCAUCGUAGCAGAGAAACAACGUGGAGUUGCAGUUGAAGUUGGGUUAGAAGUGGGAUUUAAGGUCACAUUUACUGCAGUUCUUGGACUGGCUGAAACUGAUGAGGAUGCCGAGACUGUUUUUAUUCAGAUCCAGUCCAAACCGGUAUUUGCUGCAGCUGCAGAUGCACCGAAAGUUGUCUGGCGCGGUUGGCUCACGUGCGUCAAUGGUGAUCCAGAAUACCUGAGGUCGCUGCCUCCUGAUUUUGUCAGCUUACCUCUGUUUUGCACAAGCGGACCGGAGUCUCUUACAACCCUGGUUAAAUCCUGGUUCGAGAGGGCUUUUGAUUGCAACUUUGGUUCUUUGGCUUUAAACUCCACCACUCUCAACUGGCUGGCUGCUCUGUGGACUGGUUGCCAUCCCACCUGCAACAUCAGGUAUCUGAAACUGGCCUGGAGCCUUCCGACACAGCCACCGCUGGAUGUCUCAUAUACAGUUAACCCACAGGAUGCGUGGGAGCUCUGGAACAGCAUUCACCCAGAGGAGAAUGCUGUUCCAGACGACAAGAUUGAUAUUAAAGAGGUCCAGUCUUUCAUCAACGGGCUGGAGACUCAUUUUUUUAGACACUUUAAGAUCUACCUGUCUGCUGGUACACUAGUAAAAGUAUCUACCGCUCUGGGAUCAGCACAUCUUGAUGGGAAAAUCAAGAUUGGAAACAGUGACUACAUCACCACCUUACUUACCCUGCUGACAGAGUCUGCUCUUUUGAGAAUGCCAACCUAAAAUCUGCUUUCUACCUUAGAUUUGUAAAUACAUUUUUGGUUGUUUUUUUUUUUUUUUUGCUUUCUAUGCCAUUUAAACUUUUAUAUCUUUUAAAGCUUAUUGUCUCGUAUUUAUUUUUUGUGCUGUAAAAUAUGUCUAUGUUUGUUUUCCAGCUUUUGAAAUUUAACUUUUUAUUCUGCCUGUUUUCUUUUUUUUAACUUGCUAGUGUUUUAUCAAGACAAAUAACAUGUCAGUCUUAGGCCUAUAUUAAUGUGAUACAACUCAUUUGUCACAAAUAAACCUGAUUAUUAACUAUGUGUAAAUUUAUCACUACUAUAUGUAUAGGUUCUUAUAAAUAGUUCACACAAAUAGGCAAUAUGUCUAUUAGUAUAUUGUAACAUAUGUUUAUAUUUUAUACAAACAUUUUGAACCUUUUAAAGUGUGUAAAUCAUAUAUUUGUUAUCUUCACAUAAUGAAUAGUGGCUUAAUUUUGGUGUGUUUUGACUCAGGGCCUCUGAAAUGAUUUGAUUACGUUUUGCUAGUAGUGCCAACAAUGUCAGAAUCCAACAAUCUAAAUGUAUAACACUUUACAAAGCCUGUAGGUAGCAGAAGUUUGUGUUCUAAUGGUAGUUCUGAAAUUAGUUUGGAUUUGAUUGGUUUCUUAUUUGUAAUUGAUUUAAAUGGACUGUUUGUGUUGUUGCAUAUUACUUUGAUUAGUUCUUUGAUUUGCACUCUAAACACCCUUCAUUUAAGCAUUUACAUCAGAAAAGGACCUAAGAUGUGCAUAACAAAAUGUAUUUGAAUUGAGUUACCUUUUGUCUCUAAAUAAAGCACAAAUCUAAGUUGAA